UUUGUCACUCCAGCUUUUUCUUUUUUUCAUGGAAGAUAACAUCAUUGGUUAGCUUAGCUGAAUAUAAUUGUUAAAGCUAAGCAUGAAAACAGGCCUGAGUUGAAUAGGAACAGACAGACCUUCACUAAACUCAGUGGGUCUCUUCUGUGAGUCCUGUUCUCACAGUGAAAAAGAAAACCCAGGAGUUAUCUACAUUUGAAUUUAACAGGUCCUCUGUUCUCAUAUCCCCACUGCUCAUAUACAAAUAAACAAAGCAAAACUCUGGAUGUUGACACACUGGAGUUUCAGGACAGAACACAUUGUGAGUGUACAUGUGUAAACAGAGCUCUGCACUUUGGAGUGAUGGUCCAGUGUGUGUUUGUUGUCAGGAUCCUAAAGCUGUUUGGAAUGGCACUAGUUUCUUUAUCUGUGUUAUAUUUGCUGCUUUUAGACUUUCAGCUGGGAUAUGGAGCUCCAGCCUUCGGCCCGGUUUUCCUGUCCAGUAAGACCGCUGACAGCGUUCUACGGAGACACAAACGCGCCAACACUGGUGUGUUUGAGGAGUGGCUGGAGGGGAACUUGGAGAGAGAGUGUAUAGAGGAAAAAUGUGACCUUGAAGAGGCCAGGGAGUUCUUUGAGGAUGACAAAAAGACAAUGGAGUUCUGGACAGGAUAUGUAGAUGGCAACCAGUGUGAGCCAGGCCCAUGUCUGAACCAGGGAACAUGCAAAGACCACCUCGGCUACUACACCUGCUCAUGUCCGCCCGGGUUCACCGGCUUGAACUGUGAAAUUGUUAUAGAGAAAAGGUGUGACGUGAACAAUGGAGAGUGCAUGCACUUCUGUAAUUCAGCGGGAACCUUCGGAGCAACAUGCUCCUGUGCGAGCGGAUACGUUCUGAUGGAGGAUGGAGUUGACUGUGAACCAGAAGUUGAAUUUCCAUGUGGCAGAACUGCUUUGACUGAGGUGAGUUCAGUAAUCACCAGGUCUCUGUUCGACCGCCGGAAUGCAAGCAUGCAGAACGACACUUCACUGACCUACAACACCACGACUGCUUUCCCUUCCUCGACUCCAGCCAGUACCUCUACACCUUUUCCUACCACAAAUGCCUCUUUCACAGACAUUUAUGACGAUGAGUCCAUUGAUGAGCCACGUCGGCCUUUUAAACGUAUUGUAGGCGGUCGGGUGGUAAAUCCAGGAGAGAUCCCAUGGCAGGCAGCCUUGAUAGGGCGUCGCAGUGGUCGGCUAUUCUGUGGGGGUACUAUUCUCAGCGAGCGGUGGGUCAUCACUGCUGCUCACUGCCUGGUGGAGGUACAAGGCUCGUUCUUUGUCAGAGUAGGGGAGCAUAAUGUCUACAUCCACGAGGGCACUGAGCAGGAUUAUGAGGUGUUGGAGCAGCACCUGCACCCACGCUACAACAGCAGCAUAAGCCUAUACAACCACGACAUCGCCCUGCUGUGCCUCCAAACCCCCAUCAACUUCUCCAGAACAGUCCGACCCAUCUGUAUAGGGCCCAUGGCUUUCACUGAGGCCCUGGUGAAGAGGUCUUCCCCAGCUACGGUCAGCGGCUGGGGCCGGACACGCUUUCUUGGCUUCACGGCGGACAAUCUGCAGCAGGUGGAUGUUCCCUUCACAGAUCGGACAGAGUGUAAGCGCAGCAGCAGCUCCAGGAUCACUCCCUACAUGUUCUGCGCAGGUUACUAUGAUGAGUUCAAAGAUGCCUGUCAGGGGGACAGUGGAGGUCCUCACACGAACAGUAUUGAUGACGACACCUGGUUCCUGACAGGCAUUGUGAGCUGGGGGGAUGAAUGUGCAAAGAAGGGGAAAUAUGGUGUGUACACGCGUGUGUCCCUUUAUUACAGCUGGAUAACCUAUGUCAUGGGAAAAACUAAGCACAGGCUGACAUUAGAUGUGGAAGAGCCUGGCCCGGAAAAUUAAAUAUACUGUAAUAUAUAACUAGUGAUGGCCAGAUAAAGCCCCACGAAGCCUUGAAGCUUUUGAUCCAAUUGGUUCAAAAAAAAAGGUUCAUUUCUGAGGCUUCAUGUGCUCACAAACCCCCUGCUGGUCAAAACCUUUGUCAUUUCAACUAUUUGUGAUGGCCUCUUGGCUGUCUUGCAAUAGUGUCACUGCCAAGAACAAUUUAAUUUAAUUUUGUGUGGUUCAUUCAUUCAUUCAGUCUGUUUUUGAUUCAUUUAUGGGUAAUGGUAAAAGUCAAAACGUGUCAGUAUGAUUUCAGUCAAUGUUUGAAUAAAUCCAAUAGGACAUGACAUGUUUAUGUUAAAACUGUUGCAGUGUUUUCUAAAGAUGAGUCAGUGAUUGUGCCUAUGAAUACUGGGGUGAUAAUGUUGAUUUUAUUCAUUUUUAUUAAACAAUCAUUUUGCCACUGUG
This is a messenger RNA of Centropristis striata (black sea bass), 2364 nucleotides long. RefSeq names its product coagulation factor IXa (gene f9a). Gene Ontology annotation, molecular function: serine-type endopeptidase activity; calcium ion binding. The record is from RefSeq and is a predicted model, not a curated record. Bases 343 to 1914 code for a protein of 523 amino acids. The transcript is spliced from 8 exons. Gene Ontology annotation, biological process: proteolysis; blood coagulation. Lineage: Eukaryota; Metazoa; Chordata; Actinopteri; Perciformes; Serranidae. Gene Ontology annotation, cellular component: extracellular region.